Messenger RNA from Pangasianodon hypophthalmus (striped catfish), 3198 nucleotides. It is a transcript of the gene uck2a, whose product is annotated as uridine-cytidine kinase 2a. Gene Ontology annotation, cellular component: cytosol; cytoplasm. NCBI's taxonomy places the organism in Eukaryota, Metazoa, Chordata, Actinopteri, Siluriformes, Pangasiidae. The record is from RefSeq and is a predicted model, not a curated record. Gene Ontology annotation, molecular function: ATP binding; kinase activity.
CACACACACACAAAGGGAAGAGGAAGGAGGCGGAGCAGUGCUGGUGUUGCUUUGCUCGGAGCAGCGCUGAUCGUGUUCACACUGACCGGCAGCAUGGCAGGAGAAAGCGAGGCCGAUCUGGAGCACCGUGAACCCGAGCACACACACACCAUCCGACAGCCUUUCCUCAUCGGGGUGGCGGGGGGCACUGCCAGCGGAAAGUCGUCCGUGUGUGGCAAGAUUAUGGAGCUUCUUGGCCAGAAUAAAAUUGACCAUCACCAAAGGCAGGUUGCCAUCCUGAGUCAGGACAGUUUCUACAGGGUGCUUACCCCAGAACAGAAAACCAAGGCUCUUAAAGGACAAUUCAUUGAUCACCCAGAUGCAUUUGAUAAUGAGUUAAUAGUUAAGACUCUGUGGGACAUCAUGGAGGGAAGAACAGUUCAGAUCCCAGUCUAUGACUUUGUAACCCAUUCCAGGAAGAAGGAAACAGUGACAGUGUACCCGGCUGACGUGGUGCUGUUCGAAGGCAUUCUCAUGUUCUACUCACAGGAAAUCCGGGAUCUCUUUCAGAUGAAGCUGUUUGUGGACACAGAUGCUGAUACACGACUCUCACGCAGAGUCUUGCGAGACAUCAGUGAGCGAGGACGGGACCUGGAGCAGGUCUUAAGUCAAUAUAUCACAUUUGUGAAGCCUGCUUUUGAAGAGUUCUGCCUGCCAACAAAAAAGUAUGCUGAUGUGAUCAUCCCAAGGGGAGCUGAUAAUCUAGUUGCCAUUAAUCUGAUAGUGCAGCACAUCCAGGACAUUCUGAACGGUGGCUUGACCAAACGACUGAACGGCUGUCUUAAUGGCCACACUACUCCUCGCAAGCGGCAGCCAUCAGAGUCAAGCAGCAGGCCACACUGAUAUGAUAUGCCCUACAAGGGAACCAGAGAAGAGGGACAAUGGACAUGGGACUUGAAGGAGAGUUGUGUGUAUAUACUGACAAUUUGCAAACUGUAUUUAAAACAAAAAAAAAAUCAAGAAAUGCCUUCUUUGACUUGCAAGUGUUAUUGUUUUGUCUUUUGUUUUUUGAAUGACUGCUGCACUUAUUUGUGAGAGGAAAAUGUUCCUUGCUGAAAACUAUUGGUCAAAGCUAUUUUUCUUGUCCUAUUAAUUUGUGCAUAUUUUAUUCAUCUGGCCCCAGAUUAUGAGUGUUUCUAAAAAUAAUCAGAUAGUACGGGUCACUUCAGAAUUUGCCAAAGGGACAUAGCUGGUAAAGACCUGCACUGAGUUUUAUGACUUGAAUAGAACAACAAAAAAAAUCAACAUAUUUUCAAGGUUCAAGUACAACUUCUGCCUCUUUGUAGUAAUAUUAUUGCCUCCAAAGCUUUUUCAGCCCCUUUCGCUGUAUGUUAGUGUUUAUUCCAAGAGCAACGUGACUUUAUUCUAAAGGAGGGAUGACUUUUCUUUAAUCCUUCAUUUUUGCUAACAUCCAUCUUCAUUAUAAGUAGGUCAGGGCUUGUAUUGUAUAUUGCACUGUAAAAUAAAGCUCAGUGGCAUGUUAUGAACAGUAUGUUAACAUGAUGGAGAUGCUUGCGUACAGACAAAGAAAAGUUUGGAUGUUCUCCAGGUCCUAUGCAGCAUGUCGAAAGACAGAUUCUCUUAACACAGCUUAAAGUAUAUGCAGAUUAAGUAAAGAAACCAAGAACUCGUAUGACUGUCUGUGCUCUACUGCAUUCAAUGUAGUGUUUUCACACCUUUCAAACAACGCUCAGAGGCAGAUGAUAAAUUGCAAAAAUACUGAUUUUAUUUAACAGAAUUUAUUUCUUUCAGAUAAUUAUUGAGUUCUUUUUACCGUCAGCUGCAAACAUAAAGCAAACAUUAUGAUGGCACUCCACUCAGUAUGUAUUUUUUUUAACCCAACAAAUUUUGCCACAGAAUCUAUUUUGUCAUUUUGCAGAAGGAAAUAGCAGCUUCAGUUUUCUCUCUAACUCAGGAUCCCAUGUUUAUGCACGGGAUUUAUGCAGGGACUUAUGCAUUGGACCAUUGACUUUCCUUCUUCAUUUCCUUUUAUAAGGGCUCAUCGAUUCUGAACCUCUUCUGAGAGUAUAAUCCUGUCCUGACUAUAACAGAUUUUGUAUCUCUAGUAUUUGUUUAAUAUUUAUUAUUUUUCAAAAUCGCAUUACUCUCAGAAAUGAAUCAAUAAUGUAGAUGUUCUUGCAUUGUCCUUUCUGUCCUGGCAUACACUUCUUCCACUUUUUUCCUGCUACACCUCUACACCUACACUGCUGCUACUGAUGCUAGGUAAUUACUAAAUUGGCUGAACAGUGUAAUGCAAGUGUAUUACCAAAUUGAAGUGGUUGUGUAAGCCAGUGAAUUUAUAUUUAAUUGUUAUUUUAGGAGGCUGCAGUUCAAUAAAAAACCGUGCCCUGCUCUCAGGGCCAAACAGAGAAUCAUUACUUUGUGGUGUUAAGGACUGUUUGGUCUGUCCCUAUUAAAUACAAGUUGUGUAAAUAACUCUGUUUUUCUGACACUGUUUAUGUUUCAUGUAUAAACUUUAAUGUUAUUACACAAAUCAGUAUGUUCUGAUAUUAAUCAUGAAUUACCAACUGCCUCCUGGUGGAUUGUGCUGCUUUUACUCACAAAUACUAAUGCAAAAAACACAUACCUUAAUAAUAUAUACCUGUGGUUGAGUCGGUGAAGUCUCUCAGACACCAGCUGUAGUAAAUUGCAAUAUGCCUUAUAACAGUUGCAUUUUCAAUUUCACCAAUUUGCGUUUUUAUUUUAAAUUAUGCAGACCAGAGAAUAAUUUUAUUUCAGUUUCACUAUGGGGGUGAUCAGUUUCUGUUGUAUAAUGUAACUCUUUAUUUGUUGUUUUUGGUCAAUGCAUUCAAUGACUUUUUUUUUUUUUUUUUUUUCAGAAUAUGUUAAAUAGUGUAUGUAUACGUGUUGAUAUCAUCAAACUGGAGAUGUAAUGAUUCAGAAAGUUAAGAAGCAGUGCAGGUUAAGAGUUAAGAGACAGUGUUUUGGGGAGGGAUUGUGAAUAUGUGGUCCUGCAGUAAGUAAAUGAGAAUGACUGAUAUUGAUAGAUAAAUGAACACUAUUAUAUUAAUAAUGAGAGACAGGAUGGGUCAUGUCUUUGCAUUUCUUUGUAAUCGUCUCAGUGUUUCACAAUGCAUUGUAGUUUAAAGAAAUGAAUAAACAGGUAAAAUGGACGAUUAAAUAAAAUUUUGUAUCAUA